Aplysia californica (California sea hare) is the source of this 6669-nucleotide messenger RNA. RefSeq lists its product as uncharacterized. Bases 398 to 6148 code for a protein of 1916 amino acids. The transcript has 28 exons. The record is from RefSeq and is a predicted model, not a curated record. Gene Ontology annotation, molecular function: protein binding. NCBI's taxonomy places the organism in Eukaryota, Metazoa, Mollusca, Gastropoda, Aplysiida, Aplysiidae.
AAGAAAAAUAAGCUCAAGAUCAAGGAAAACAAAUUAUUUCUUUAAAUUUAGUUUACAAAAUUCUUCAAACAAGUAAUUCUUGAGAAGGAUGUUUCUAUUUUAUAAACAUUUUCACUUCAUAGUCUUUGAAAGGAAAAUGAAGCAGUCUAUACUUUUUUUCCUGAGGAAAAUUUUUGUCCAAUUUAUAUUUAUAACAAUGUUUUAGCUUACCUGGGUUGUCAGCUGUAUGUUCAAUGUUCGCAUGUCCGUAUACACACAACAGAGUGGGAUGCAACACAAAAUAGGCUUACAUAUUACACUGUAAUUUUGCUAGAUCUAGAUCUAGAUCUAGAGCUUAUUGUGCCGCACAGUGUUGUGUUCCUGAUGUGCUGAAUUGAAUUGAGUGAUAUCUGCAAACAUGCCAGAGCAAAGCCCUUCCCAGGUGCAUAUAUCUAGCAUCAGUCGGACAUCCCUUAGGAACUUGUGUGCGCUUCUGAAGUCUGAAGGUGACAAAGUUCUGAAUGGAGUGUCGUCAUUUACGUUGACUACUGAGGUACUCACACAUUUGAACAUUGACUGCCGAAGACACAGCAUAAGUGGCAAUGGAUACCCAGCGGGGCAGGGUUCGCUCCUCACAGGGAAUAGCAGCUUCCUCUCUGUCAGGAGGAGACCACAGCAGACUCAGGAGAACAAAAUGAGAGCAGAGUGGGAUGCCAACAUUCAGUUUGUCAAGGACUUUAUGCUGAGUACACCAAGGCUGAAGAUUAUUCAUACCAGCAGUACCCUGAGCAGCCCAAUAUCUUUGCACCGGUUUCUCAACCUGAGCGUGCUGGAGCUGCGGAAAGUUCCCAUACACAUGGUGGGGGGCAUGCAUGGGCUGAGGGCUUCUCUCAAGACCUUGAUCGUGUACCGCUGCCUGGACAAGGUCAAGGACCUGCUGGAGUGCUGCGGCGGUGACAUGACUGCCCCCAUGACCUGGGCACAGCUGCAAAAUGUGUCUCUUUCAUUUAAUGCCAUCUCUUGCCUUGACGAAUCUUUGCGUCUUCUGCCAUGUCUGGAGAGCCUUGACAUCAGUCACAACACUAUCCAGAGCUGUGAGGGCUUUCUAGAGAUUUUAGGCGAUGUUAAGUCGAUAGCUCUGGCCUUCAAUUCUCUCACAACUAUUCCAAAGAUGUCCCUGUGUUCUAGGACAUCGCUUGCCAUCCUCAUCUUAAGGGGAAAUAACCUUGACAACAUAAGUGGCUUGGAAGUGUUAGCUGUUCUACAGGAGCUGGACUUGGGAGAGAACUGUCUCAAUGAUCACAGCUUACUAGAGCCUUUGCUGUCACUGAACAGGCUAAAGCAGCUCCAUCUUGAUGGAAACCCUUUGUCCUACCAUCAGCAUCACCGAGGUCUCACCGUCUGCCACCUUGCACGGUCAGCUGCCACCCUCGAUUUUGAGCUCGACAAGAAAAAGCUGAUAGCAUCAGAACUUUCGAAUGUUUUGUCCAUGCGAUCAAGACAGCAGCGCAGAGGUCAGAGGUCAGACCAGCCUGCAUCCCCAGUGACCCCUGUGGCAAGAGACAAUCUGCCGGACCUGGGCGAUGCGGGGUUGUCAGGGAGCUCAGCUGCCACUUCUGAGGCUGAGAGCCGGGGUACAGUAACACCACGCAGGAAUCGCCGCAAGAAACGCCUGAAGCCGAGAUAUACGGAGAUACAAGACAUGGACCAAUCAGAGGACUUCUCUUCCAGUCGUGAUGGGACUCCAGUGUCAUCUCCGGCUGCUCGACGUCAGAACCUUGAGGACCUGAUGAAAGCGAGGCAGGACGACGUGCGGAAGACAAUGAAAGAGGUGGAAGAACUGAGGAGGCAUUACGGGCCUAACUGGCUGCAGGCCAUUGAGGACAAACGGCUGUUUGGCAAAACACCACAGCUUCCUGCAUCCUCCGCCAAUUCUCCAAGCAACAAUGAAGUACAAGGAGAAAAGUCUAAGGUGUCUGCCUCUAGCCCGUCAGUAGCUAAUGAGGCACAGAAUGGUGAGGCAGACAAGGAAAGUGGUGUAGAGGUCAUUGAGGCUGUGAGCUCUUCAGCUGGCUUCCCAACAGAAGACGACUUAUACCUCAAUGAGACCGUGAACCCCAUCAUGAGUGCCAUAGCCAGGAUGGCCGCUGGUCAUUCUGCUGACGAGACAGAGGAAUCGGGCUCUGUUGUGAGAUUCCCAGAGUUCACAAGUUCUUCAGGUCUUUCUCAUCUCGCCACCACGCCGCCAAGCGGUCGAAGUGAUUUGAUCGUUAAGCCCACGAGUUUAACGAUCGUUGGUCCGAAACAUCUUCCACGGUCCUCCUCCCAAGACAUGACGCACUCCACACCGGAGAAAAUCCAAGUUCAAAGUCGGGAUUUUUCUGCUGAGGAUUUCCCUCCCACCGGUGACACUGAUCAACUGGAUGCAAUCAUCUCAACAGGGGAAGACAAGGACCUGCUUGACCGAAAAUCGUCCUCAACAGUUCCCGUCAACUCUCAGGAGAGAGGUGGGGGGUCAAGACCCAAAGUCACCUCUCAGUUGUCGAUGAGUCUGAAAGAAGAUGACGAGGCGAUGUCUUUGAGACUGGCCCUAGCCAAGCAGGUUGCCUCUUUGUCUCCCAUUAAAGCGGCAAAUGAGACAGAGACGUCACCAGUAAAGACCUCUGAGAUGAGCAUGUCGAAAAAGACUGUUGUAGACCGCAGUAUGAGUGAGCUAGACUACAGUGCUGAAGAUACAAUGACCUUGGAGGAAGAGGAAGUGACAGAGGCCAUGUUUGUCUGUCUCCCUGGCAACCACAUCAUCAUCGUCACGACGACGGCCUCGCUGCUGGUGGAGAAGGACAUCUCGGGGAACAUCACGCAGACGCUGGACCUGAGUGCCCUGACCUCUGUCCGAGAGGUCAAAGGGUCGGCGGAGGAGCCGGCUGAUGGUGGGAAAAAGAACCGCUUGGGACGACGCAGCGAAAAGGUCGCCCAACAGGCAGAUGAUGCUCAACAAGUGCGCCUCAUUCUGGAGUUUGAUUACAUGAAGAAGGAUAAACAACGCAGGGAUUACAGCCUGGAGAAAAUGGACGCGAAGAUUCUGUGCGAGCGGUUGCAGCCGGUGUUGGACAGCCGGGAGGAACAGGCCCGGACCCAGUCUCAAGUCACCAUGCAGUGUCUGAAGUGUAACAGAAGAUUUCUUAAACAUGAGCUGGUCCACAAGAGCCAGCCUUUACCCACUUCCGGCAGUAGCAAGGAUCUUCGCUCCAUGCAACAUUUGAUGGGCAAGCCCACGUUGAUGUGUCCUAAAUGUGGCAGCAGCAUCAUCAUUGAGCUGGAAGUGUCAUCGGUCAAACCGGCGGCCUCCACGACCACACGUAGCACGGGCUCAGCCACUUCCACGCCGGCCGGCUCCUACAGCUCCACAUCGGGGUAUAUAGAGCAUUCCAGGAAGGGAUCAGCGGGGACGGUGGUGGCGGGGGUCAGACGCAGGAGUCAGGAUGUUUACUCCCCAGAGUCGUCUGGUAUAGUGACCGCCAGUGCGAUUGGUCGGAAACUUUCCUCUGGUUCCCUGGACCUCUCCUCUCCCUCCUCUAGGAAGGGCAGCCAAGCUGGGGGCUCAGUGAGGUCAGCUGGAGGGCUACCCACAGGCGCUCGAGACUCCAGGUCUUCCAGCACUAAUAGUACAAGGGAGAGAAGUGGUGCGUUUUCUGCUGCAUUGAAGCCUGGCAGACGUAGUUUCAUUGGUGGAUUUAGUAUCACGAAUAGUGACACAGUACCCUCAGAGCGAGAAGAGCUGGUCUGUGUGGAGGACCACUUUGGCGAGGAGGCGGGAGAAAGUGACCUCACCCUGUCCACUCAACUGGCCGCAAUGACCACCAGCCUGAGGGGUGUCCCGUCCACUCGAGGGCCUGCGGCGUAUGUGCCCAGAUCCUCGCUGUCGGAGGGGACCAGAGGCGGGGACUGCGGUGGGAAGAAGACCAUGAUGGACAGUGGCUUUGAGAGUGGGAUUGAGGUGGAUGCUGGACGCCCCUCAGGAAUGAAGCAUGGCUCAGACAUGAUGAGGAGCUGGGCAGGCCCAAGCAGUGUCACCUCAGGCAGUAGUUGUGAUGGCCCUAUCACCUCCUUCCAAACUCUAUCGGGGCAUCCAGCCUCCCAAAUGUCAAAGGACAAUGACUCGGCCGCGGCCAUGAAAGAGAGGCAGCCUGACAACAACUCUAAAGAGCGGGGAAGAACGGCGUCGAGGGUAUCAGCCGAGCUGAAGAACUUGGCCACCAUGGAGGACUACGUCAACAAUCUGGUGGAGGAGGGGCGGAGCUUAGGGCAGAGGCGGGGCUCUACUGACAGUAAAGGGCGGAGCAUAAGCAUCACUCAAUUCCUGCGAUCAUCAGCCGGGGUGGGAGCUUCAGGUGUGGGAGGGGGGCAGGGUCCGGACUCUACCAAGUCUGGCAUGGAUGAAGGAGAAGGUCACCUCCAGCGCUCAGUCAGUGGGUCUAGUAUCACAGUCCUGCCCAACCCUGGCACUGCAGCAGCAGAUGUAGUGGACGCAGGGCUGACCGCCCCACAGACAUCCAGCAACUCUCUCUCUUCUCAGGUCACUUUCCAGGUAGGGACUCCGGAACUAGAAAAGUCCUUAGAGACCUCCCUGAGACACAUGAAGAAAGAAAGCCAUGCUGGCACAGGUGUCAUGACCUUGAACUCUGACAUCUGCAGCAGUAUGGUGUCCAGUGUCUAUGAGAGUUCUGUGACGACCCCAGAGAAUGAGAGGGUCAAUGCGGACGGGGUGAUAACAGACGGCGUUAGUGAGGCGGUCGUACCUGUCACUGUCAUUAGCUCUAGUGAGAGCGGAAAAUCGGGUUCAGAUGACGAUGAUGAGCUCACGAGUAUUUACGACAAACCGACAACGGUGGCGACAGUCCCUUCCUCGAAGAGAACGGGCUCGCGUGAUACAACUGCUGGCCGAAUGGAUGGUUUGGCGGAUGAUGGGGCUCAUGCAGAUUCUGUUGGAGUUGUUGCUGGAGAGCAAGAGGCGAGGAGUGGUCAGGUAAAGCCCAGAAUCUCAGACAAUACGCAGAUGGGCGCUGUCUCUUCUUCUUCAUACUCGGAGCAGCAGCGAACUGAUUCCUAUGGAGAGCCAAAAGCAGCAUCAUCCUCAGGCUUCCACGAAGAUCCAGCAGACUCUCUCUACAGUAGAACUGUCCUAGCAGACUACGACAGUGAAGAGAGGUGGGGCGAGGAUGGAGGGAAUAACAGUUCAAAGGUCAGCCUAGACACUGAUGGAUCACCACAGUUUGCCUUCCAUCACCUCAAUCACCGGCUCACACUGUAUAUGAUGAUGUCUGUGUUUCUCAGUGAUGAAGAGUUCCUGUGUAAAUUGCAGGGAGAAAUGGUGCAGUACAUAAUAACAGAUUCCUUUGAAGGAAUCCUGAUCAUGUCCACUGAGAGGUUUUAUGUGAUGAAAAUAACCUCGGAGGAUCACAGUAAAGAGCCAGACCAGUGGCUUCAGUGUGUGGAGAUUCAACCGAUCCCCGAGCUGCGUUACAUUGAUGUAGGCCUCGGGGGACAGAGCUUGCGGCUGGAGUUCAACACGGACUGCUCGAGCUUCACCAUUGUCACUAGGAACAGGGACAAGACCUCGCAGUUUGUGGACCUGCUGCACACUGAGCUGGCCAGGUAUGCAGUGUCCCACGGCAUCACAUCCAGCGUGGUGGUCAACGAGGAUGUAGAUCAGGUCACACUGGACAACCUAGAUGCUGACCUCAUCUCAAAGGUCAACCCAGGUCAGAAGAUGCUGUGCUACUGCAUGGGCUACAUCGACAGAGGUCACCAGAAACUGUUCCCGGUGAGCUUUGUAGUGAGCAGCUGUGACGUGUGCCUGGUGCGCACCAACCACCAGUGGCCCCAGCCCCGCCUACAAGGGCCCAUCACCGUGGAGACAGUCGGUAAACAGUUUGUGCUGCUGGAGAGACAGAAGAUCAACAACAUUGCCUCUGUGGAAGUGUGUGAAGUGUCCAUGAGAAAGAUCAGACUGGAGCUCUUCAAUGAACUGGAGGGCUCUUCAUCCAAUUGGAACAUCACCAUGGCAACAAGACAAAGUGUCAUUGACUUCAUCAACGCACUGAGUGAGCCGUGGAGCAGAGAGUUUGGAGUGGAGAUGGACAUUCUUUAUACAGAACUCAAUUUCUAGGGUUUUGAUCAGGUCUAGAAAUGGGUUGGGUUUUUUUUUUUUAAUUUUCAUUUUUCGUUUGUUUCGGGUUCUUUGUAGUGGACAGGAAGGGUUUCUUUAAUGGUUUUCUUUUAUUUUGGUGGAGUUUUUCUUUUUUUUUUUAUUGGGGGGGGGAGUGUAUUGUUAUGUUUUGAUCAGAUCCAGGUAAAGUUUAAUUUCUUGUUCUUCUUUUGUUUUGUGUACAUGAAAGCAAAUAUGAAGCCAUUUUUUCUUGAUCCAUGCUGCUGUAGAGCCCUGGACUGAAUGAGGAUGCUGUUCUUGAAAUGACUUUCUUAAUGCUUAGUAAGACGAUGAUGUUCAUCAACAGUCAAUAACAGAAUGCAGAUGAUGGGUCAUCCAUGACCAAUGAAUGAGAAACAGCUCUGGCUAUAGUGGGCAGGCUCCAGGAUUGGUUGGCGUCAUUGACUCGCUUGAUGAUUGUGUUUGUUGGGGCAGAUGGAAAGAAAAAGAGAUAGAAAACAGAGAGAGAGAGAAAACAAAGA